AUGUUUAAGUAUACUUGAAAAUCGCCACCAGUAAUAUUUAUUUUUAAUAACAAAUUAAUAUUAAAAAUGUUUAUGAGAUCACGAGUAGUGAAUUUAUCAAGAUGUUCAGUAGCAAUCUACAAUGAUUUGUUAUUUGGAUUAAACAAUGUAAAAAAUGUAAAUAAAUACAAAAAGCCUGUGAUUUUUUAUAGCCAAGAUAGUCUUUUAGCUAAUAAAUCAAAUAAUGAAGAAGUAUUACCUGUCAAUAAAUAUGUACUCAGGUCUCAUACCUGUGGAGAAUUGACAGUUGAUGAUAUUGGACGAACGGUUCAUUUAUGUGGAUGGAUGGAAUACCAAAGGAUGGGAAAAUUUCUAACAUUGAGAGAUUCUUAUGGUCACAUACAAUUAAUAAUUCCUGAUGAAAGACAAUCUUUAAUCCAAAUAGUUGAGAAGUUAAAUUAUGAAAGUAUACUUUCAAUUACUGGAAAAGUCAUUCGUAGACCUCCAGGUCAAGAAAAUAAAAACAUGACGACUGGUAACAUAGAAAUUCAAGUGGAUAACUUACAUGUUUUAAAUGAAUCAAUAUCACAGCUUCCUUUUAAUAUAAGAGAACACAAUAUCCCGAGAGAGUCACUCCAAAUGCAAUAUCGAUAUUUGACAUUAAGAUUUCCUUCAAUGCAAAGAAACUUGAGAAUAAGAUCUCAAUUUAUUCAUAACAUGAGAGGAUAUUUAAUUGAUCAAUGUGGAUUUGUAGAUGUUGAAACUCCAACUCUUUUUAGACGUACUCCUGGUGGAGCCCAAGAGUUCGUAGUUCCAACUCAAUUUCCAAGAAAGUUUUAUUCUCUAGUCCAAAGUCCUCAGCAAUUUAAACAAUUGUUGAUGGUUGGUGGAAUCGAUCGAUACUUCCAAAUAGCAAGAUGCUAUAGAGAUGAAACUGCUAGACCCGAUCGACAACCUGAAUUUACACAAUUGGAUAUUGAGGUUUCAUUUACAGAUCAAGAAGGAAUUAUUAAUCUUGUUGAAGAUCUUUUAUAUCACUGUUGGCCGAAAGAAUUAGGUCAAUUGGCUAUUCCUUUUAAGCGAUUAACUUACGAAAAAAGCAUGGAAACUUAUGGUUCAGAGCAACCAGACCUUAGAAUUCCUUAUAACAUUUUUAACGUAACUGAUUCUACAUUAAAUAUUCAUAAUGAACAGAAAGAUUUAGCAGUUUACGCUCUGUGGAUUCCGAAUGGGUCUGAAUUUCUAACAAAUUCAACAAAAAACGAAUUAGAUUUCCUCAGAAAACAAAAUUUUGAAGAUGUAAAAUUAAUUCAAAUAAAAGAUUUCAAUGAUUCUUGGCAGACUAAACUUGCUAAGAUUGGUUUAAAUUUAUCAGGUUUAUUACAGAAAUCGAAGUAUACUAAAGAUGAUGUGCUAUUCUUAGCUUUAGGAAGAAAAUGUGACGCAAGACAACUUUUAGGAAAAAUUCGUGUAGGAUUUACUAACAUCAUGGAAUCGAAAAAUAGGCAAAUAAGAUCUCGUGACUAUAAAUUUCUCUGGAUUACGGACUUUCCGUUAUUUGAAAAAGAUAAAGACGAUGCAAUAUGUUCAUCUCAUCAUCCUUUUACAGCACCUCAUCCUGAAGAUAUGAAUCACCUUAAGACCGAUCCUCUUCGAGUCAGGGGAUUGCACUACGACCUUGUUCUGAAUGGAUCGGAAAUAGCUGGCGGGUCAAUUCGAAUUCAUAACGCAAAAUUGCAACAACAGGUGUUGAAUAUGUUGAAUAUUGACAGCUCACAAAUGAAACAUUUGCUGGAGGCUUUAGACAGUGGAGCUCCUCCCCAUGGAGGGAUUGCUCUUGGUUUAGACAGAUUGGUCUCCAUCAUUUGCAAUUCAUCAAGUAUCAGGAAUGUCAUUGCAUUUCCAAAGUCAAUGGAAGGUCGUGAUUUAAUGUCAGGAGCACCUGCAGACAUAUCCGAAGAGGAACGAAAAUUAUAUCACUUAAGUAUACUGGAUAAUGAUGCACAAGACAUUAAAAAGAAUUGACCAUAAACUGAAGUUGUACAAAAUUGUUGAUAUUUUAUUGAAUCGAAUAUUUUGUGAAGUUUCAUCUACAAAACAAAAUAACAUGAUUACAAUAAUAUUUUGAUGACAGUUAUUUCAAGUCUAACAACAGUGUUUGCAUUUUUUCAUUGUUUUAAAAUUAUUUACGUAAAACGAUGAUUAACUAUGAAAAUUGCCAAUUACGUAAACAGAAUGGAAAAUAUAUGUUUGAAAUAUUUCUUGAAAUUAGAUAAUAAAUAUAUAUUUGUAUGUAAGAGUUUAGAACUUUUAGUAUUUGUUUUGACGUUGUUACAAUGAAUAGAUAAAUAUUUAAACGGCAUUGAAGUUAUUGUAAUAAAAAUUAUCAAUGUCGCUAUGAGGGAUCAAUGAUUUGUUUUAAUCAGAUGAAUUCAUUUAGAAUCCUUUUAUCAACUAUAAACGUCGUUAGCUUAUCGCAAUGGAUUGGAAAUCGAUUUAAUCGGCUUAUUAUAAUAUCAAUUAUGACUUUAAAUUAGUCAUCUCUAGAUUCUUUAACAAACGAUCAUUUUACUGUCAUAUUAAUUAUGAGAAUCGGGCAUUUAUAAAUCUUAAUAACUACUUCAUAAAAAAUGUCAUUGUUUAAAGUAUAAAAAAGGGAUCAUUUUGGAUAAUAAAAAAAAAGCGUAACGAAAACACAUACAGUAAUCAAGUGUUCUUAUAUAAGAAACAUUCAUUUCUUUUUCAAGUGCUUCUACUUCCUUCUCUUAUAAUUAGAUUGAUUUAAAAUAUUGGAAGAUUCACACUGCUUCUUAUAGUUUAUUAUUAUCAUACUCUUUUUUUUUAUCUUACUAUUUAACAUAUCUGACAUUUAAAUUAAACUAAAAAACUGUUUUACAUUUAAAAAAUGUUGACUACAACCGUACUUAAUGCAGCAUUUUGAUUCUACUGAAUUAAUUUCUCGUUGUGCGGACGGAGAGGGGCGCGUCUUUGUAUCUAAAAAUCCAGUGCGCAGCUUUAAUUUUCUCUUGCUUUACCUAAUAAUUUACUCAAAAAAAUUCCAACUGUUUAGUGUAUUUAUAAAUAAAAGGAAAAUUAUUACUAUCAAAA
This is a messenger RNA of Chelonus insularis, 3087 nucleotides long. It is a transcript of the gene AspRS-m, whose product is annotated as aspartyl-tRNA synthetase, mitochondrial. Gene Ontology annotation, molecular function: nucleic acid binding; aspartate-tRNA ligase activity; ATP binding. Gene Ontology annotation, cellular component: cytoplasm. The record is from RefSeq and is a predicted model, not a curated record. Bases 67 to 2004 code for a protein of 645 amino acids. NCBI's taxonomy places the organism in Eukaryota, Metazoa, Arthropoda, Insecta, Hymenoptera, Braconidae. Gene Ontology annotation, biological process: aspartyl-tRNA aminoacylation. The transcript is spliced from 9 exons.